CCGACCACCAGAAGAAGCAGAAACCGGAAGCUGCUAGCAGGGCUAGCUUGUUGUUCUGGUGUGUGAGGAGAAUAUUUGAGGCUCUGCAGUAAAAAUGUCUUCACUUCAGUCUCUGGGAGAGUCGAUCAGCUAAAGCGACUAACUGCUGCUGCUGCAGAAAUCUUCUCACCAGGCUGUGGAAACUUUCUUCUCCUCAACAACUUGGUGGAGUUCUUUCCAGAACCAGAGAAGAUAUUCUGCGGUCUUCGUGACAAUCGGAGCUCCAGAAUCAGGUUGUGGCUGUUAGCUAAACACGGCUAAAGAAAACCUGCUACCACUUCAGGAUCAUCCAUCAGCUGGGACUGAUACAUCGUGUGUUCUUCACCACCUGGACAGCAUGGACACAGAUGUUCCACAGCUGGUGCUGGUUAAAGAAGAAGAUCCUGAAGAACAGAGUGCUGGUGUGGACCAGCAGGACCCAGAACACCUCCACAUAAAGGAGGAACAGGAGGAGCUCUGGACCAGUCUGGAGGGAGAGCAUCUCUGUUUGAAGGAGGAAACUGAAGCUGUCGGGUCUCCUGUUACUGCUGUUUCUAUAAAGAGUGAGGAUGAUGAAGAGAAACCUCUGGUCUCACAGCUUCAUCAGCAGCAACUAGAAGACCAAGAUGUUCCAACCAGCAGCUCAACUGACCAGAUGACCGCAGAAACUGGUGGAGGAGCAGGAACUAGCAGGAACCCAGAUCUGAACCCUCAUGAACAAACUUCUGAUUCUUCAGAGACUGAAGUUAGUGGAGAUGAUGUUGAUGUGAAUCUGGACUCUGAGCUGUCAGACUCUGGGUCUGAAACUGGAGAUGAAGAUGAUGACUGGAAUGAGAGCAGGUCUUCUGAGUCAGAUGAUUCAAGGAAGAGAGAGGCGACGGAUGAGAAACCUCUGCUCUUACGUUUCCACAACCAUCCAAUGAAAGAUGGAGGUGUCCCAACCAGCAGCUUGGCUGGGCAGAUGACUGCAAAAGUUGGUGGAGGAGCAGAAACUAUCAAGAACCAAGAUCUGGACCCUAAUGAAAAGACAUCCGAUUCUUCAGAGAUUGAAGUUGGUGGAGAAGAUGAAGAUGAUUUGAAUCUAGACUCUGAGCGUUCAGACUCUGGGCCUGAAACUGGAAACGGAGACCAUGGCUGUAAUGAGAACAAGUCUUCGGAGUCAGAUAUUAAGACAGUUAACAAAUUGUUUAGCUGCCCUGUGUGUGGUAUAAGGUUCCUCCACAAGUGGUCUCUUCAGAAACAUGUGAGAGUGACAAGCCAUCCAGCGUGUUCAGUUAAUACAAAAUGUGUGAAAGAGAAACAACAUGGAGGCUCAUGCAGAAAAGUCCAGAAAGAACCAAAAUCAUUUAGCUGUGAUGACUGUGGCAAAAGAUUUAGCCUAAAGUCCAGUUUUACCCAUCAUAUGAAAGGCCACACCGGGCAGAAGCCUUUUGCCUGUGACCUCAGGGGCCAAAGAUUUAGCCAUAAAAAUAGGUGUAACUUACACAUGAAAGUCCACACAGAAGAGAAGCCUUUUGAGUGUGACCUCUGUGGACAAAUAUUUAGCCGUAAACAUAGUUUAAACAUACACAUGAAAGUCCACACAGGAGAGAAGCCUUUUGCCUGUGAGCUCUGUGGACAAAGAUUUAGCCGUAAAGAUCAUUUAAACGACCACAUGAGAGUUCACACAGGUGAUAAGCCUUUUACCUGUGAGCUCUGUGGACAAAGAUGUAGCCAUAAACAUAGUUUAAACACACACAUGAAAGUCCACACAGGAGAGAAACCUUUUGCCUGUGAGCUCUGUGGACAAAGAUUUAGCCAUAAACAUAAUUUAAACACACACAUGAAAGUCCACACAGGAGAUAAGCCUUUUGCCUGUGAGCUCUGUGAAUACAGAUGUACCCAAAAGGCAAGUUUAAACUAUCACAUGAGAGUCCACACAGGAGAGAAGCCUUUUGCCUGUGAGCUCUGUGAAUACAGAUGUACCCAAAAGGCAAGUUUAAACAGACACAUGAGCGUCCACACAGGAGAGAAGCCUUUUGCCUGUGAGCUCUGUGGACAAAGAUUUAGCCUAAAGACAAAUUUAAAGAGACAUACAAGCAGCCACACAAGACUCGAGGGAUUUAUUUAACAACUGUACU
Molecule: messenger RNA, 2138 nt
Organism: Nothobranchius furzeri (turquoise killifish)
Lineage: Eukaryota; Metazoa; Chordata; Actinopteri; Cyprinodontiformes; Nothobranchiidae
Product: gastrula zinc finger protein XlCGF57.1-like
Biological process (GO): regulation of transcription by RNA polymerase II
Molecular function (GO): RNA polymerase II cis-regulatory region sequence-specific DNA binding; DNA-binding transcription factor activity
Source: RefSeq, a predicted model, not a curated record